AUGGGUGAAACAUUCGACUGGGACUAUCCCGGCCUAAACUGGUCCCAUUUCCAUUCUCUAGCUAAUCUGCUAUCGCUUCGAAACGACGGCCAGGCCGAAGCCUCCGCUAUCCAACGCCCAGAUUCUGGACAUGCAAGGCUGAAACAGAAGUUACUGGACUGUUUGGCGGAAUUCGCGGCAAACAGAAAGGGCGGAGCUACAGUCGCUUGCUCUGCUAUGAGAGAGAGUGGAGACAGUGUGUCAAUCUGGAUCGCUCGGAAUGAGGGGUUCUCGGAGGCUAACAAGCCUAUGUUUAGUGUCCUAGAAAGGCUGUUGGAAUCAUAUUUGUGUGGCAAAGAUACAAAUACAGAUGUGCGUCUGUGGAAAGAGCUGGUGUCAUUCCGCCAGAGUCGGAUACAGAGCAGAUACAUACUCGAUUUAAGAGCGAGCCUCAAAGCUUUCGAGGCAGGAUAUAGGAAGACGUUUCUUGACACAACAGGUGACAGCUCAGACAUUGCUUCAAAAUUUUCGAUCCUGCGCAACCUUCUUUUCGACAAAAGUAUUCAUGAAGGAAGUACCUUUGACCGACAUUCAGAGCUUGUUAUCGCAGCGUACAACCUACGCCGGUCAAGCAUUCUAGAGCAAAUGCUUAACAACCCUCCACAAGCAUCCUCCAAAUCAAGAAGACUUUGGGUCAACAUCUGUCUAACUGCACAGCUGAGAGUUACAUUCGAAAAAUUCAAAGAAACCGCUCUAACGUUCCCAAGUUUCAUGUAUAUCACCAUCACCUUAGUGUUUCGACCUCCUGCACUCGCAAGUGCACCUCGUCGCCUCAUGAAGCUACGAGAAACAUUUGAUAUUCUUGGCCUCGAAACAAAGAAGAAGACAAUUCAGGCCGUCAUGGGUCAAAAGUGGACUCUAAUUGAACUUGAACGCAAGUUUGCAAAGGGACAGAUACAGAAGCUGAAAAUCCAUGCCGAGGUGCGAUUACUGAUGCACUUGAACACAUCCAAUACAUCUGGCCCUGGACCAUUGCCUUACAUUGGAUGUAUCACAUGGACACCUAAAACACGGGGAUCCCACGGUCGUCUUUUCAAGUCAUGGACUAUUCCAAACAUGGAGCUGCUUCCCCCGGGACAGGUCGAGCGAAUAAGUGAGGCUUUGAUAUCACUGCAGAACGAGAUAGUGGAGAAGCUCGUCACCCCAGUAGCAGGAAAAGUUCGACUUGAACGAACUUCAGUAUUUGGAGGCAGCAGCUUAGUUGGUACUCGACAUGACGAAAUUUCGACGAGGCGAGCGCAGAUUGAUCAUCUAGUCAUCAAGGUAGAGCAGGAUCGAGUUUCAGAUAUGUUCAGGAGGUGGGAAACGAACUAUCUUUGGAAGUCACUGGUUGAAGACACCAUACCUGUGGACGAAAACGUCUUGCAAGAUUUUGGCUUUAACAACGCCUUUGACGCCAGUGAUCGAUCCAACCUCGUUGGCCUAUACCGAGGCAUUUAUCUCUCCGGCGACAUUGCAUCGAGUGACUUACAUGGAUGGCGCAUCAAAGGUGUCAUGCCGGGACACUACUUCAGCUCAUAG
Molecule: messenger RNA, 1560 nt
Organism: Bipolaris maydis ATCC 48331
Lineage: Eukaryota; Fungi; Ascomycota; Dothideomycetes; Pleosporales; Pleosporaceae
Source: RefSeq, a predicted model, not a curated record